Messenger RNA from Humulus lupulus (European hop), 1878 nucleotides. RefSeq names its product acyl-coenzyme A thioesterase 2, chloroplastic. The transcript is spliced from 5 exons. NCBI's taxonomy places the organism in Eukaryota, Viridiplantae, Streptophyta, Magnoliopsida, Rosales, Cannabaceae. Gene Ontology annotation, molecular function: fatty acyl-CoA hydrolase activity. The coding region runs from base 368 to 1681 and encodes 437 amino acids. Gene Ontology annotation, biological process: acyl-CoA metabolic process. The record is from RefSeq and is a predicted model, not a curated record.
UUGGCCCUCGGCAUGCCAUCCGAAAUGGAAAUUGACGAAAAGCACCUUGCCUAAUCCCACAAUUGUGGAAAAAAUUGGAACUUGGCGAUGGCUCCAAGUGUUAUCAUUACAAAGACUUCUGGGUUUUUCUGAUUCAUUUGCAGAGAAUCACUAAAAGCAAGAACUCAUUCAGAAAAUCCAGCUACCUUACCUGUCUUAAAGACCUCAACCAACCUCCCUACCUAUACAACCUACUACAUAGAUACAAACACAUGUAAAGAAAACCCAAGUUCGAUUGAAACCCAGUUUUUGUUCUUCCAUUUCACUGGGAAAAAAGGGAGCUUUUUUUGGUUAAUUAGUUUUGAAAGCCCAAUUCCGAGAAGCAUCCAUGGAUUUGAGCUCUUCCCCUAAUCACCCCAUUACGGUGGUUUCAACCUUCGCUUCGCCGUUUGAGGGUCCUCCUUCAGUUGGGGACUCCAACUCUUCGGCCAGAAAGCCCAUAAGUUUGUGGCCUGGAAUGUACCAUUCGCCGGUGACGAACGCACUGUGGGAAGCCCGCUGUAAGAUCUUCGAGAGGCUUCUUGACCCACCUAAGGAUGCUCCUCCGCAAAGUGAAUUGCUUACCAAGACUCCGUCCCAGAGUAGGACUACCAUACUAUAUAAUUUCUCUACGGACUAUAUCUUGAGAGAGCAGUACAGAGAUCCAUGGAAUGAGGUCAGAAUUGGAAAGUUGCUCGAAGACCUUGAUGCUUUAGCUGGGACUAUCUCCGUUAAGCACUGUUCUGACGAUGAUAGCACAACAAGGCCGCUAUUGUUGGUCACUGCUUCUGUUGACAAGAUUGUCCUAAAGAAGCCGAUUAGUGUUGACAUUGAUCUGAAAAUUGUUGGUGCUGUCAUCUGGGUUGGACGGUCAUCAAUUGAAAUUCAACUAGAGGUCUCCCAGUCCACUAAAGAAGGCUCUAAUGCUGCAGAUGAUGUAGCUCUCUCAGCCAACUUCAUUUUUGUGGCUCGUGACUCAAAAACUGCAAAAGCUGCUCCUGUCAAUCGACUCUCACCAGAAACCGAACAAGAAAAGUUGCUCUUCGAUGAAGCAGAAGCAAGGAGCAGUAUGAGGAAAAGGAAGAGAGGAGAUCAAGAGAGAAGGGAAUUUGAAAAUGGGGAAGCAAAUAGACUUCAAACACUAUUAGCUGAAGGUAGGAUAUUCUGUGAUAUGCCUGCUUUAGCAGACAGAGAUAGCAUUCUUCUAAGGGAUACCCGCCAGGAGAACUCUCUGAUCUGCCAACCACAGCAGAGAAACAUUCAUGGUCGAAUCUUCGGUGGGUUUUUGCUGCACAGAGCAUUUGAACUGGCUUUCUCUACCGCUUAUGCCUUUGCAGGCUUGGUGCCUUACUUUUUAGAAAUCGACCAUGUUGAUUUCUCAAGACCUGUGGACGUUGGAGACUUCCUGCGAUUGAAAUCAUGUGUGCUGUACACAGAACUUCAUAAUCCUGAUCAGCCCCUAAUUAAUAUAGAAGUUGUUGCUCAUGUUACUAGGCCAGAGCUCCGGUCAAGUGAGGUAUCAAAUACCUUUUAUUUCACUUUCACUGUGCGACCAGAGGCAAAGGCCACAAAGAAUGGCUACAGGAUUCGGAAUGUGGUUCCAGCAACAGAGGAAGAAGCGCGCCGCAUACUGGAACGUAUGGAUGCUGAGGCCUGCAUUUAGUUAAGGCUUUGGCAAAAAUUAAAUAAAUAAAGAAAGCUAACAGAAAGUCUGAAACAAAUGGCUUUUGCUUAUAGUAAAUGUAUGAAUUUGAUCUCCAUUGGGAAAGACACUAGUAUCUUAAAAUGUUGUAGCUUCUCUAAUUUGGCUUUGUACCACCUUACUUUAUUAUUGAAUGCAAGGCCGUGUUGCUUUAACUA